Molecule: messenger RNA, 249 nt
Organism: Monoraphidium neglectum
Lineage: Eukaryota; Viridiplantae; Chlorophyta; Chlorophyceae; Sphaeropleales; Selenastraceae
Exons: 3
Coding region: 1-249 (82 amino acids)
Source: RefSeq, a predicted model, not a curated record
AUGCCGGCGGACCUUGUCCGCAUCAAGAGCCAGCAGGCAGUGCGAGCCGCAUCGCACCACCUCUUCCACGGGCCAAGCUGGAUGAGUCGAAUCGGUGGGGGUAUGCCUCACGAGGCGCCUCGUGAGGGUACGACACAGCUCAAGAAGGUGAUGGGGCUGUUUGGCCUGACCAUGAUGUCCACCGCAGCCAUCGUCGGCUCCGGCAUCUUCGUAUUGACGGGCGUGGUGGCGAAGAACUAUGCCGGGUGA